Tachysurus fulvidraco (yellow catfish) is the source of this 2046-nucleotide messenger RNA. RefSeq lists its product as uncharacterized. Bases 778 to 1617 code for a protein of 279 amino acids. The record is from RefSeq and is a predicted model, not a curated record. Lineage: Eukaryota; Metazoa; Chordata; Actinopteri; Siluriformes; Bagridae. The transcript has 9 exons.
AAAAGAUUUGAGAUUACUUCGAUUAUUACACAUACCACAAGCAUCCAGUGUGCUCCAAAGUUCACAUGACACAGCCAAAUGUCCUCUAAAGGAAAUUUCAUCUGUGGGAUGAUAAUUUGACUUGCAUCAUGAAGUUACAUGUUAUGUAUUAUGUUACAGGUAUGUAAUUACCAUCAACUUUUGGAUUACUUAAAUACCUUUAGCAGACAUCCAGAAAGGCCAGAAAAUAUUCAUUCUAAAUACUUAUACUACUUGUUUCGACGGUCAUUCUUUUAUGAACCAGAUGUGGACAUUAGAGCUGCUGUGAGAGUCUGAUGCAGCACUGGGUUGGAAUUUUCCUGAUUUUUAGUUUGGCAAGAAAAGUUGCUGUAUUGCUUCUUUAUAACAUCUGACAGUUGUUUCCUCGUGAAGGCCUGUUCCUCAUUGUAGGCAGCGGAGCGGGAUCUCAGAGCAUCGCAGAUGGUUUUAUCUACCCACGGCUUCUGGUUGGGAAACAUCAUAAUGGUGGUUUUCUGCACGUAUCAUCUGCUAGUUUCUAGAUGAAUCCCCAUGCAUUGUAGAGGGCAUCAGAGCUGCGCCUGCGCCUGCGCAGUUCUCUCCAGUAAGAAAGUCGGUCUUGCCCACUGCCACGUCAGCAUUCUUUAUUUUCCUGAAUGAGCAAGACAUCUUUGGUUCAACUCCACCACCUGCAGCAUAAAGUCUAAAGAAGAAAGUAAACUGGAAGAAUCUGUCACUUUCUCAGCAGAUACAGAGUCAGGCAGAUUAUUGAAAGCCUCUAUGUCUGACUUCCGCAAUUUUCCACUCUCACCAUCAGAGCUCUCAGGUGCCUCUAUAAGGCCUUAUGACUUUUAUGAAAUAUCUGAAGAUGACGAUGGCACGUCCAGGACUCUCCACCUUCAACCUGGACUGAAUAAUUGUACAUUCACUGGCCUUGUGUUUGAGGUGAAAGAGGAAGGUAAAGUGAUGUAUAAAGUAAAGCCUUGUGACAUGUAUGGAAUGCAGCACAUGGAGCCAGCAGGACCUCUGUACAGUAUCAAGCAUGUUGAAGGUUCAAUCCAUCGCCUGCACCUUCCACACUGUGAGACCCGUACAGAUGGGGUUAAAUUUAUUCCAGCUCAGGUGACUGGUGGAAAAGUGGAGAUCUUUCAGCCUGUAGAAGUAACAGACACACACGUGAUCAUAGAAGUUAAACAAGUUCCCUCAGGUUUUGGUGUCCUAAAGCUAUACCCAUUCUCAGGGAAUCCCAUCAGAGCCCAGGUCCUACUGUUCUAUGACCAAAGUCUGACUAAACUUAACAUCCAUGUGUUGCCAGCGAAUGUCCCAGUUGAAGAGGUGCAGAGGAAACAUGAGGGCAUGACAUACAUAUCAAGCUCUGCAUGUCAGCUGACCCCUGGUAAAACAUACAGGCCGAUCUGUAGAACUGGUGACCGUGAUUAUGUUUGCCAACCAGAGGAGGAGAUGUUUAAGUGUGACUUCGGUCCCAACUUCCGCCCUACAUUUGAGGUGUUCCUCAAUUCUGAUGUUAAUCGUGUCACACUAAGUCUCUUGGAAGGCCUGGUCGUGUGGACGCCUCGUGAUGUCUUACUUCCAGGUGCAGGUGGAGCCUCAAACCAGUAAAGAUUCACCUGGUACAGGAUGGAAUUACAGUAAUCUUCCUAGGCUCCAAUACUGGUUCUCAGCCAACAAUAAAUAAAUAAAUAAAAAUAAGCCUCAAAUAGUUACUACUACUACUAUCACUACUACUGCUACUGCUACUACUACUACUACUACUACUACUACUACUACUACUACUACAGCUACUACUACUGCUAAUAAUAAUAAUAAUAAUAAUAGACACUGUAGAGGGACCAGACACUGUACCUAGCUGGAGAACUCACAGAACUCUGAAUCGCUUUCCUUUUUCUUAUGUUUAUGUAUUCUCCUAUAAUAGAAUUUCUAAGAUUAAUUUUGCUUAUUUGUACUGUGAAAAAAAGUGGCCAGACUCGACAGUGAAAUCCAACUUGUAAUAGCAAUGUUACAAAAUCUAUAAAAGCUUGUCUUGAAUUA